This is a messenger RNA of Amyelois transitella, 2558 nucleotides long. RefSeq names its product NAD kinase. NCBI's taxonomy places the organism in Eukaryota, Metazoa, Arthropoda, Insecta, Lepidoptera, Pyralidae. The record is from RefSeq and is a predicted model, not a curated record. Gene Ontology annotation, molecular function: NAD+ kinase activity. The coding region runs from base 454 to 1809 and encodes 451 amino acids. The transcript has 9 exons. Gene Ontology annotation, biological process: NADP+ biosynthetic process; NAD+ metabolic process.
AGCCGUCGGCAGGGGCCGUGCCCGCAGCCCUACUCGAGUCGUGACCACCAAGCAGUCGAUCGUCCGCGGCAGGCGAGCUCUCACGUCCUAGUCCGCCGAUCGCCGUACGACGAUCGCGCCACGAGCGUUUCCGUGUAACUCAAUAAUUCACAAAUUGCUCGCACCUCCCGCAUAGCCUUGCAAUAUUCAACCAUCCAGUCGAGCAGGCUUCAUGUGUCAGAAUUUUGCAAUGCGAUUUCGCGCACCGCCUCCGUAGCAGAAGGUUGCCGUGUCCAAAACAUUGCGGAUUGUGAAAUUUUACUUAAACUUUUGCAUUUGUACGUUCUAAAAUUAUGAACAUAUCAUCUGUUUGCGUCUGUUCGCUGUAACAGUAAUUUGAUAGGGAAAGUUGAUCGCGUGACCAGGUUUAUUAGUUCGUUACGAUAAGUGAUGUACUGAAUUAAUCCUGAAACUAUGCUUGCGAUGGAAUCUUUGUGGUGCGGGUCUGAAAGUGAGUUGUCGAGGCUGUGUAAGAGUUCAGCGGAGAGGUCGGAUUAUCGUCUGUGCAGAAGAAAGCCGUCCAAAAGUCUUAUUCCUCAGGGUUUGCUGCAUGCUUCGGAGUCACAGCCCAAGAGCCACAGGAGGAGGCGAUCUGGGACUUGGCCGAGAACACGAUCCCUGAACGCCCCGUCGCCCAUACAGCAGUUCGGACCAUGUGGCAGAAUAAUGAAAAACUCUGCUAUGGUAAUGCAGAUCCAGGACCCGGCGUCACAGCGGCUGACGUGGUACAAGCCGCCGCUGACGGUCCUCGUCAUCAAGAAGGUGCACGACGCCACCAUCCUCACGCCCUUCGUGCAACUCGUUCAUUGGCUGGUCCAUGACAAAAGCAUGGUAGUGUUCGUGGAAGCGGCCGUCCUAGACGAUACACUAUUAGCUGAGUACGGAGACUUCACGGCAGUCAGGGAAAGACUGAUGACCUUCCGCGCGGGAACUGAUGACCUCACGGAUAAAAUAGACUUUAUUAUAUGCCUGGGAGGAGACGGCACGUUACUCCAUGCCAGCUCUCUGUUCCAGCAAUCGGUCCCACCAGUGAUGGCUUUCCACUUGGGCUCGCUGGGUUUUCUGACGCCCUUCGAGUUCAACAACUUUCAGGACCAAGUGAUGAACGUAUUAGAAGGUCACGCAGCCCUAACACUGCGUUCCCGUCUCCAAUGCGUAGUGCUGCGCAAGAGCACAGAUAACGACAUAAAUAAAAAGAAACCCACCACCAUUCUGGUGCUAAACGAGGUUGUGGUGGACAGGGGACCCUCGCCUUACUUGUCCAAUAUAGACUUGUUCUUGGAUGGAAAACAUAUCACGUCGGUACAGGGAGACGGCCUGAUAGUGUCGACGCCGACGGGCAGCACUGCGUACGCGGUGGCGGCGGGCGCGAGCAUGAUCCACCCGUCCGUGCCCGCCAUCAUGGUCACGCCCAUCUGUCCGCACUCGCUGUCAUUCCGCCCCAUCGUGGUCCCAGCCGGGGUCGAACUCAAGAUCGCACUAUCACCGGAGGCGCGAAACGCGAUGUGGGUAUCGUUCGACGGAAGAAAUCGACAAGCAUUGCAGCACGGAGAUAGUUUAUAUGUCACGACGUCAGUCUACCCGGUGCCUUCAAUAUGUGCUCAAGAUCAGAUCUCAGAUUGGUUCGACUCUCUAGCCGAGUGUCUUCACUGGAAUGUUCGUAAAAAACAAAAGCAGAUUGACGAACUAAGUGAUAUGACGCACUCGUCCAUGGAUAACCUAGAAGAGUUAGAGAACAAUCAUCAUGAUGACCGGCCCGCGGAUACAUGACCAACAUUAAAAAAAACAGCUUGUUGGUUUUUUAUUCUUAUGCACGCAUAAGGCAUUCGCUGUGGACAGCCAUGUCUGAUGUUAUAGUGUUCAAUAUUGAACCAUUGUAUAAAUAUGAGUUUUUUGAUAGGUGUAUGGUAAGAGUCGUGUGAUUUUUGUGAUAUUGCUAUGACAUACACGUUCAAAGUAACGUAACAUUCCCUUGGACAAUAAAGUAUGAUUUGUUAUGUCUUUAAUGGGGUAUGUUCUGUUCUUGUUUCUUGAUUGAUUAAAUAUUAUUAUUUUCAAUAUAGUCGUCAAAUGUUCUAUAUGAUUUUCUUUAAUUUGAUCUGCUCAAUUUGUAUUCAUAUUGGUUAUUUUGUAUGUAUUUUGUAACUGUUUAUUAUUUAUUAUGGUAAUGUUAUAGUGACAGAUUUUAUUCAGCCUAAAGGUGCUACCAAGUUAUACACAGUGCCAAUAAUUAAUAUAAGGUUAUCUAUGGUGUUCAAUGGGAGCACAAAUGGUAGUCGUUAGUAUGUUUGUCUCAAAAUAUUCAUAAAGCAUCUGGGAUUGGAUAUUACAAAUAGGGGAAUUUGAUUAAACAUAAUAUCCAAGUUAUAUUUAUUUAAGUAUUAAAAAUUAUUCAAUUCGUGAAUACAUGCAAACAUAAAGUAAAUUUACUCUACGGUUUAUAAAAAACUUUGGUUUUCAAUUUGUUAAAUAAUAUUGUAUGUAUAUAAAAUAGAUGUUUUAUUACAAAUUAUACAAGU